CAUUAAAAAAAAAAAACGCGUUGUUUAGCCAAGCAUAAACUCGAGUUUAUAAACAGACGACAUUAAACUGGAAUGUGUUCACCGUGUUAUGGAAAUAUCUUAUGGAUUUAAUGUUGAAGCUAAUUGAAGUUUGUGGUGUGACGACAGCUAUGUAAAGACGAAUCACGUGACUUGUAUCGCCAGUGGUCGAGUUGGUAACAUUCUCCAAGACGCUGAGUUUGAACCAGGUAUACACUACUCGCCUGGUUAUGGGAGGUCAAGGUCAAGAGUUAGCUCCAAGGAUGUGUUGAUCUCUCCCAUCCACCUACACAACCAUGAGUCGGCAUCGUUUUAAAGAUCGUGCUGAUGAGUAUGAUCAACGAUUACCCAGAAGUUCUUUCGUAGACACAGGCGUAGCUCGUGGUAGAGAAUACGAUGAGUAUCGAUUACCAUCGAGUGAGACCUAUAUCGAUCCUGUUACAAACGAAGAUCCACCAGCUGAUUAUGGCUUUGAUCCACCAGCCGAUUAUGACGAAGCUCCACCGGCCGAUUAUAACGUUGGGGGUGGAGAUGUUGGCGUCCGGCAUAACGGCGUGGGGGACCAAUAUGAUGGUAAGCACCGGUCAAGGUUCGAACCCACGACUAGUGACUACACGGAGGUAAACCUAGAGCUGCAAGGUUUGGAUGGUAACAACAGCUUGCGGCGAACCUGGAAACAUAGGCGGCACCAGAGUGAUCGCAUGAACGGGUUCGGCUACUACAAAACUCUGCGCAGGCGAGUCAACGAGAACUUUGAUCCAGGGGACGACGACUCGGUCGAGAGCUUGAACUACAUGGACUUGCGAGACGCCCGUAGGUUUCUUGCUACCAUCCGCAUCAAGAAGAAGGACACGUCGUCUAAGGAGGAGAUACUUUUUGCUGACGACGCCGCCGGGCCAGCAGCAGACGACGAACACGAGGAGGUGGGGAUGCCCAGCACUAGGCAGAAGAUGAGGGGUCUCACGGAGAGACUGUCCAGGGCUAGACAGGAGAAGACUACCAGGAGAAUAGCUAACAGUUUCAGAGGGGCAAUAGAAUCCACCGAGGCCCAGUCAGGCAUUUAUUAUCCACUGACUUUAGUCAAGGGGGUGAAGGUUGCCAAUAGCAGUCUGUCUAAUGUCUGGGACAAGCUGAAUUUCUGGGCUAAACAAAUGAGACAGAUAGAAGGUCACUUUGGUAUAGCUGUUUCGACCUACUUCAGAUUCACCAGAUGGCUGGUGAACAUCAACUUCUUGGUCUUCUUCCUCUACCUCUGCUUCAUCUACAUACCCCAGCUGGCCUACAGCAAAGAUAAGGACUACUACACACCCCUGGCUACCAAUGACACCAGAGGCUACCUACAGAACACCAUGGUGAAAUGUAGCAAGUCUUAUCAACAGAGGUCUCAAAACGCAACAGAAAAACAAAGUGAAGCCAUGAAGUUCUUGGAUGUUGCCCAGGGAACAGGUAUCCUAGAAAACACUAUGUUGUUCUAUGGCUACUACACAAGCGCUGUGUUUUUAAAGCCCACACAAGACAACUCCAUGUUUGAAGCUGACUACAGGAUGGAUCUAGCCUACCUGCUGACUGUUGGAAUAAGUUUUGUUCUCAUGUUUUUAAUUAUUGUCAAAAAUUCAAGUUCUACAAUCAAAGAAACUGUGAUGGACUUCAACAACAGUGCUUUCCCUUUGUAUACCAAUGCAGUAUUUGGUUGUUGGGAUUAUUGUAUUAAUUCUAAGGCCAUGGCUUCAUAUAAGAAAAAAAUUAUUUUUGAUGAUUUCAAGGCCCAGCUGGCAGAGGUGGAAAGAAAAAGACAACUGGAGAAAAAAUCAACGAAAGAAAUGUCACAGUUGUAUUUAAAACGUGCGGGGAUUAAUAUACUUGUUAUUGCCUUGUUGGCUGGUUCUUUCUAUGCAAUUUAUGUCAGUACUGAUUAUCUGUUGAAGCAAAAUACAGACGAAUUGACAGAUAUACAGUAUUUAGCACUGAGUUAUCUCCCUUCGAUUGUUAUUUCUAUUUUAAAUGCUGUGAUCCCAGAAUUUUUUUUGAUACUUUGCUCUGUUGAACAAUACUCAAACAGCGUGGCUACAAAAAUAACAAUCAUCAGAGCUGUGUUCCUGCGCCUUGCAAGUAUUUGGGUGUUGAUUGUCUCCCUGUAUUAUAGGCUGCAGUACAGGGGGACAACUCCGUAUGACUGUCCUGAGGAAAUGAAGCAGAAUGUUACCCGCUGCUGUGGAAACACGUUAUGGGACCCUGCUGCAGUAAAAAAUAAUAAUAACAAUGUACAGUGUUGGGAGAGUUAUGUUGGUCAGCAGUUUUAUAAACUUUGUAUUGUGGAUUUCCUAUCUGUGAUUUUAUUAGUUCUUCUACUACAAGUACCUCGUAGAUUUAUUUAUUAUCACUUCCAUGAGAGAUAUUGGAUCAUUAAUAAAGUGGGGAAGGCCAAGUUUGAUCUCCCCUUGCAAGUGUUGGACUUAGUUUACACACAGUCUGUAUGUUGGAUGGGAAUGUUCUUUACACCAUUACUUCCAGCUCUGACUUUCGUCAAAAUAUUUUUUUUCUUUUUUUUAAAGAAGUUUGAGCUUCUAUUUGUGACUGAGGCGCCCCAGAUUGCAUACAAGGCGUCUCGCUCUUACUCAUUUUUCCAGACAGUUCUGCUUCUCUCAUUUAUUACAAUAUCCUGUUUGUUGGGAUACAUGAUUGGCAAUUUACAGCCAUCCAUGAGUUGUGGCCCAUUCCGACAGUACACCCAUGAGAAUUUUGUCAUGUUUCAUGUUGUGACUGAUGAAGUCAACUCCUGGCCUGACAUACCUAAGGCAAUAUUCCAGUUUUUUGGAACUGCCUCAUUUUUCAUUCCAGCAUUUUUAAUUACUCUACUAGCCUGCUAUUACUAUUGGUCAAUUUCCUCUGGAUACAUGAAGAUGGAAGAGCUGCUUAGAAACCAAGUUAAAUUGGAGGCUCAUGACAAACAGUUUCUGCUAGCUAGGGUAGAUGACGCCAUCAAGAAGGGGGAGCUAGAGACAGCUAGUUUUUGAGACCACCAAGAAGGGGGAGCUAGAGACAGCUAGUUUUUGAGACCAUCAAGAAGGGGGAGCUACAGACAGCUAGUUUUUGAGACCACCAAGAAGGGGGAGCUAGAGACAGCUAGUUUUUGAGACCACCAAGAAGGGGGAGCUAGAGACAGCUAGUUUUUGAGACCAUCAAGAAGGGGGAGCUACAGACAGCUAGUUUUUGAGACCAUCAAGAAGGGGGAGCUACAGACAGCUAGUUUUUGAGACCAUCAAGAAGGGGGAGCUAGAGACAGCUAGUUUUUGAGACCAUCAAGAAGGGGGAGCUACAGACAGCUAGUUUUUGAGACCAUCAAGAAGGGGGAGCUAGAGACAGCUAGUUUUUGAGACCAUCAAGAAGGGGGAGCUACAGACAGCUAGUUUUUGAGACCAUCAAGAAGGGGGAGCUAGAGACAGCUAGUUUUUGAGACCACCAAGAAGGGGGAGCUAGAGACAGCUAGUUUUUGAGACCAUCAAGAAGGGGGAGCUAGAGACAGCUAGUUUUUGAGACCAUCAAGAAGGGGGAGCUAGAGACAGCUAGUUUUUGAGACCAUCAAGAAGGGGGAGCUAGAGACAGCUAGUUUUUGAGACCAUCAAGAAGGGGGAGCUAGAGACAGCUAGUUUUUGAGACCAUCAAGAAGGGGGAGCUACAGACAGCUAGUUUUUGAGACCAUCAAGAAGGGGGAGCUAGAGACAGCUAGUUUUUGAGACCAUCAAGAAGGGGGAGCUACAGACAGCUAGUUUUUGAGACCAUCAAGAAGGGGGAGCUAGAGACAGCUAGUUUUUGAGACCACCAAGAAGGGGGAGCUAGAGACAGCUAGUUUUUGAGACCAUCAAGAAGGGGGAGCUAGAGACAGCUAGUUUUUGAGACCAUCAAGAAGGGGGAGCUAGAGACAGCUAGUUUUUGAGACCACCAAGAAGGGGGAGCUAGAGACAGCUAGUUUUUGAGACCACCAAGAAGGGGGAGCUAGAGACAGCUAGUUUUUGAGACCAUCAAGAAGGGGGAGCUAGAGACAGCUAGUUUUUGAGACCACCAAGAAGGGGGAGCUAGAGACAGCUAGUUUUUGAGACCACCAAGAAUGGGGAGCUAGAGACAGCUAGUUUUUGAGACCAUCAAGAAGGGGAGGUGGACAAAAUAAUUUUUUGUAAAUAAAAUACAUUGUUGAUGUUAUUUUUGACCAAGAGGUUGUAAUUACCAGUACAUUACUGAUGAAUAUUUUUAACAUCAGUUUUUACAAGUUACCUAUUGCAAUAUCAUGAUUAUGUUUAUAAGACGUAAAGGAAUUUAAUGUCUAUUUGGUAUAUAGUGUAUGAAUAAAAAAAUUGUGUAAUUUUAUCUUGCCAUAUCAUGAAACAAUAAAACUAACUUUAAAUUAAACCAACAUUUUUUCAUGCUAAAACUUAAAACUGAUUCAAAUGUCCCUGCGUGCUAUGAACCCUAAAAGUAACAUUAAAGGGUUGUUAAUGUUAUUUUGAAUGCCAACCAAAGUGAAAUAAAUCUGCAGCAAGUAGGAUAUUUCUGAGGUUGUGUCCAUCAUGGUAGCAUGAAGCUUAGACUAGUGUUGUGAUCUGACCAACUAUGUU
Physella acuta is the source of this 4628-nucleotide messenger RNA. Its product is annotated as transmembrane channel-like protein 7. Gene Ontology annotation, cellular component: plasma membrane. NCBI's taxonomy places the organism in Eukaryota, Metazoa, Mollusca, Gastropoda, Physidae. Gene Ontology annotation, molecular function: mechanosensitive monoatomic ion channel activity. The record is from RefSeq and is a predicted model, not a curated record.